Molecule: messenger RNA, 1665 nt
Organism: Daldinia decipiens
Lineage: Eukaryota; Fungi; Ascomycota; Sordariomycetes; Xylariales; Hypoxylaceae
Product: exonuclease V
Exons: 2
Coding region: 1-1665 (554 amino acids)
Biological process (GO): interstrand cross-link repair
Cellular component (GO): mitochondrion; nucleus
Molecular function (GO): single-stranded DNA 5'-3' DNA exonuclease activity
Source: RefSeq, a predicted model, not a curated record
AUGGCUCCCCCAGCUGCCGCCACCUUGGACGACGGCGGCGAGAGCGACUACGGAUCUGACUUUUCGAUAGGAGAGGAAGAUAUUGUAAAUAAGCUCCUGGAGGACCUGGGGAAUAACACAUCAUCGCUUAGCAACACUACAACUACCGCUCACGAUUAUACGCAAUUCGUCUCGCCCGUCGUUUCUCCCGUCGCCUCACCCACUAGCACUACUACAACUACUACUAUAACGACUGCUAGUAGCUUGUCUAUUCCGCCCGUGCCGCUUGCCAAAGAUGAUAAGUACCGCGCGUCGAGUUUGUGUACUCGCCCCAACGGUACCCUUCCCACUAAAAUCGAACAGUCCACGGCUGCUCACGAAUCCCUCAACUCGAACCCGCGUGUAACAUCGCCUUUGCCAUUAGGCGGUGUCCAAUAUCCAGAUCUUAGUAGUAUAUUAUCCGAUCCCAGAUCUAAUACAACGCCCAAAUUAGAACCUGCCCAGCCUCCAAAAGAUGCCCCUUCUCCCAUGCAGCGUUUCCGUUCCUUUCCCAAAAAGCCGCUUACAGUCUCCGACUUAGCUUCUGGUGCUUGGUGCGAGCUACAGUAUUGGUACACGCUUACCCUGUUACCCGGGGGGAAGAAGACGAGAACGGCGGCGAUGCGGGGUGGCACUCGUGUCCAUCAAACCUUAGAGGAUCAGGUACACACCACGGUCCAAGUCAGCAUUAACACCAAAGAAGAGGCGUUUGCAUUGCGAAUAUGGAACGUCAUCCAGGGCCUCCGCACUCUCCGGGAUGUUGGUAUGACUAGAGAGCUUGAAGUAUGGGGGAUCAUCGAAGGUCAAGUCGUAAACGGCAUCAUAGACGAAGUGAGCCACGAUAGUCCGAAUGCCGCAUUUGAGCAAGAGCUCAGCCAAUCCGAAUCAUCCAAGGGCUUCGCCACAAGCUACCCAAAACAGCAGACGUCCAUGGCAGACUUUUUGGAACCGCCCCGUAAAAAGUUUUACUUGACUGAUGUCAAAACAAGAGGCUCGGGUAGACUGCCUACUGGCGCCGCGCUCAGGCCCGCCAGGGUCCAGCUAUUCUUGUACCAUCGACUUUUAGGCGAAAUGGCCUCUGGCGCGGUAGAUUUUACUGCUAUUUUGGAUAGAUAUGGCCUGACAGCCGAUGCCUUAUUCUCUGAUGCUUUCAUGGCUCAGGUAGGCGACCUACACGAUGAAAUAUUCUACGACGCGGAUUCGGACGUUGGAGGUGCUUCGUCGUCUCGUUCUACGCGUAGCGGGUGUGAUACAGAUUGGCCGGAUCCAUCUUCAAAUCUGCUUCCUCAGGAUCUGAUUAGAUAUCGAUCCAUUACACAGAUGCUUCCGCUAUUGCAGUCCGAACUCCGCGAAACCUUCCCGCAGGGCGCCGCCACUAUCGGCGAACUUCUCGCUGUCCAGUAUCGCCAUAGGGAGGACUGUCGCAUUCUCGGUAACAAUUCGUUUCCUAACGAUCCCGAGGCUUUAGAGGGGUACCUUAGACAGAACUUCAAGUGGUGGCGCGGCGAGAGGGAUGCUGAGGGUGUUUCCAUCGAAGAAACUUAUAAGUGUAGGUCAUGUGAAUUUGCGGAAAGUUGUCAAUGGCGAAAGGACAAAGAGACCGAAUUUUUACAAAAGAAAAGGGGUAUCACAGACUUGAGGACCUAG